GGCCCCUUUCUCAUUGGCUGGCUGGGAGCUUCCUCGGGUUCCGCCGCCCGGAGGGCGCUGCAGCGGCCGUGGUAGCCGCUGUCCCGCGGUUUGGCCUCGCUUUUUUGGGCCGCGAGCCUCUGGUGUUGGCGACGACAUGUGGCGCCUCCCGGGACUCCGAAGCAGAACUCUUCCCCGUCUGCUUGGACCUGGCUUCCGAGGGGUGACCCCCAAGCCCACCAGCCCAGAUGGGUCUCAAGCUACCUCCUCAAAUCUACUGGUCUCAGUGCCAAGCUUUGACAGGUCAGACCCCCAUGGCCCAGGUCCAGGCACAAGCAGGGGCCCACGGUCCCAUGGAUGGAAGGAUGCCUUCCAGUGGAUGUCUAGCCGUGUCUCCCCAAACACCUUGUGGGAUGCGGUAUCGUGGGGCACUCUGGCUGUGCUGGCCCUGCAGCUGGCAAGGCAGAUCCACUUCCAGGCAUCGCUGCCAGCAGGACCGUGGCGAGCGGAGCACGGCUCUUGGCGCAGUCCCCUGGACUGUUUCCUCUCAUCUCCCCUGUGGCAUCCGUGCUCCUCGUUGCGGAGGCACAUUCUCCCCAGCCCUGACAGCCCAGCUCCCAGGCACACUGGCCUCAGGGAACCCAGGCUGGGCCAGGAAGAGCCCUCCACUCAGCCCGAGAGCCCCUCCUCACACAGAUCCUUGAGAGCAGCUGAUCUUCGGGAGCCCCCUGAGGAAGAUCCCAGUGAUGUCGGCUUCCUGCAUGCCAGCAGCAGCUUCAGCUCCCAGGCAAAACCAGCCCAGCCUCAGCUCACUGGUGAAAAGCAGGAACAAGAUAAAUCAAAAACACUUUCCCUCGAGGAGGCUGUGACUUCCAUUCAGCAACUCUUCCAGCUCACUGUUUCCAUCGCUUUCAACUUUCUAGGGACAGAGAACGUGAGGAAUGGGAACCACACGGCCGCCUUUUCCUACUUUCAGAAAGCAGCAGAGCGUGGCUACAGCAAAGCACAGUACAACGAGGGCUUGUGUCAUGAGUAUGGCAGAGGCACCUCCAAGGACCUUGGCAAGGCGGUGCUUUGUUACCAGCUGGCUGCCAGCCAGGGCCACAGCCUGGCUCAGUACCGCUAUGCCAGGUGCCUGCUACAAGGCUCAGCCUCCUCGUGGGCCCCUGAGCGGCAGAGGGCAGUGUCCAUGCUGAAGCAGGCUGCAGACUCAGGCUUGAGAGAGGCCCAAGCUUUCCUCGGGGUGCUUUUCACCAAGGAACCAUACUUGGACGAGCAGAGAGCUGUGAAAUACCUUUGGCUUGCUGCCAACAAUGGGGACUCACAGAGCAGGUACCACUUGGGGAUUUGCUAUGAGAAGGGCCUUGGCGUGCAGAGGAGUCUGGGACAGGCUGUGCGAUGUUACCAGCAGUCAGCGGCUGCGGGGAAUGAGCCCGCCCGGGAGAGGCUGCAGACCCUCUUGUCCAUGGAGGCAGCAGGUGCAGACCUUCUCACUUCAGCCCUGAAGAUGGAGCCUGUGGGUUCUCCAGAGAGAUACCACAGCUUGAGUCCCAAAGAAGAGGCCAGUCAUCCACCCACCUUCCCAAAGAACCUUAAGAACCUGCCCUAGCACAGCAAGGAGGAGGAGAGUGUGUGAGACCCAGGUUCUAGCCACGCCACUGUGCAUGGCCCCGUCACCUUGAAGCAGUGAGUAGCUUGACUCACCGCCUUGUCCCUCUGCUGUAGACCAAGAGCAAUGGUGUCUGCCCUCCUACUCCGCAGGGCUGCUAUGGGCAUUGCACUGUGGACAGGACCUGAGGAGGCACAUGUGUUUACGUGGGUUCAUGAGUCACCAGGCCAGGAGGGGUGCCAGACCUCCUGGCUCCUGGUCCAAGGCGCUCUGUGCUGCUCACACUGGGAUUUUACGUGGAAGUGUUUUUAUCAUCCUGAGGAUGUAAGGGAGUGAAUGGAGAUCGAGUACCUGGACUCUUGGAGCGGGAGAGUGUGGAUUUUGAGUGGUCUUUGUUUGUGCAGGGUGUGCCAGAAGCGCAUGGAGCUUAAUAAAGCAGAUAUGGGAUUAUCUCAUCA
This is a messenger RNA of Pipistrellus kuhlii (Kuhl's pipistrelle), 2046 nucleotides long. RefSeq names its product DAP3 binding cell death enhancer 1 (gene DELE1). The record is from RefSeq and is a predicted model, not a curated record. Gene Ontology annotation, molecular function: protein binding. Lineage: Eukaryota; Metazoa; Chordata; Mammalia; Chiroptera; Vespertilionidae. The transcript has 12 exons. Bases 137 to 1588 code for a protein of 483 amino acids.